Messenger RNA from Ylistrum balloti, 5195 nucleotides. RefSeq names its product eukaryotic translation initiation factor 3 subunit A-like. NCBI's taxonomy places the organism in Eukaryota, Metazoa, Mollusca, Bivalvia, Pectinida, Pectinidae. The coding region runs from base 106 to 3981 and encodes 1291 amino acids. Gene Ontology annotation, cellular component: eukaryotic translation initiation factor 3 complex, eIF3e; multi-eIF complex; eukaryotic translation initiation factor 3 complex, eIF3m. Gene Ontology annotation, biological process: translation reinitiation; formation of cytoplasmic translation initiation complex. Gene Ontology annotation, molecular function: translation initiation factor activity; mRNA binding. The record is from RefSeq and is a predicted model, not a curated record. The transcript is spliced from 22 exons.
GCCAUAUUGCCAACCCAUUCAUAAGAUUUCCUGACAAAAAAAAGUAUUCUAGGGCAUAGUCAUGUCUUUAGUUUAAGGAAGUGGAUAAGCAGAUAAACCAUCAAGAUGCCUACCUACUUUCAGCGACCAGAGAAUGCUCUUAAACGAGCAAAUGAAUUCAUUGAUGUUGGAAAGAAGCAAAGAGCUUUGGAUGCUUUGUACGAUGUCAUCAAGAGCAAAAAGCAUCGAACAUGGCAGAAGAUUCACGAGCCUAUCAUGGAAAAGUACCUCCAGCUCUGUGUGGAACUCCGCAAGAGUCACAUUGCCAAAGAAGGACUUUAUCAGUACAAAAACAUAUGCCAACAGGUGAACAUCAAAUCUCUAGAAGAUGUGGUGAGGAAAUACAUUCGUCUAGCAGAGUCCAAGACUGAGGGAGCUCGUCAAGAAUCCCAUCAAGCUGUUGUGGACAUUGACGAUCUAGAUAUUCCAGACACACCUGAGAGCCUUCUGUUGAAAGCCGUAAGCGGUGAAGACACCCAAGACCGAACAGAUCGAGCCAUCCUAACACCAUGGGUCAAGUUUCUGUGGGAAUCAUACAGACAGUGUCUUGACCUGCUAAGGAACAAUUCCCGAGUGGAACGACUCUAUCAGGACAUAGCACAGCAAGCAUUUAAGUUUUGUUUGGAGUACACUAGGAAGACUGAAUUCAGGAAGUUAUGUGAUAAUCUGAGAACCCAUCUUGGGCACAUCCACAAGCACCAGAACCAGCAAACGGCAAUUAAUCUGAACAACCCAGACUCCCAAGCUAUGCACCUUGAGACGAGGCUGGUCCAGCUUGAUAGUGCCAUUAACAUGGAACUGUGGCAGGAAGCAUUUAAGGCAGUAGAGGACAUUCACGGCCUGAUCUGUCUGUCUAAGAAACCGCCAAAGCCAUCACUCAUGGCCAACUACUAUCAGAAGCUGGGUUUGGUUUUCUGGAAGUCGGGGAAUGCUCUCUUUCACGCGAGUACACUUCACAGACUGUUCCAUUUGUCCAGGGAGCAGCGCAAAAAUCUCUCUCAGGAUGAACUACAGAAAAUGGCAUCCAAAGUAUUGUGUGCCACGCUUGCUGUUCCCAUCCCGCCAUCCAGGAACGCCAUUGACCAGCUCCUGGAGACAAAUGAGAGUACUAUGGAAAAGCAGCGUCGCCUAGCAACCCUGUUGAUGUUGAACAGUCCACCAACACGACAAGGCCUCAUUAAAGAUCUGGUCAAGUAUAACAUCAUUCAGUAUGUGAACCCAGAGCUUCAAAACCUAUACAAUUGGCUGGAGGUUGACUUCCAUCCGUUGUGUCUGUAUGACAAAGUAAAGGCUCCUGUGGAGUUCAUCGCUGGUGUUGACGAUCUGAAUCAGUACAUGAACUGUCUGGAGAAUAUUAUUAUCACAAGGGUCUUGAAACAGGUGUCGCAGGUGUACCAGACUAUCGAGUUUUCUAGAAUAGCUGCUCUUGUUCCGUUUGCAUCAAGUUUCCGUCUGGAGAGAGUGAUUGUGGAAUCUGCAAGAACCCUUGAUCUUCAGGUGAGAAUUGAUCAUCGAAAGGCCUGUCUGAGUUUUGGUACUGAUCUUAUGGUAGCUCAGAAAGAAGAUGUGCCUGAAGGCCCUUACAUUCAGAGUAUGCCGAGUGAACAGAUCCGUAACCAGCUGACCAGCAUUGCUGAAGCACUACACAAAUCUGUCAUCCUCAUUGAGCCAAAGGAACGCAAGGUCCAGAGAGAGGAGCUGCGCAUGCAGAUCAUUAACAACUACAGGAUGACAUACAAGAAAGAUCACAGCCGAAUUCUCCAGCGUAGACAGAUCAUUGAGAGCCGUAAGGAGGAGCUGGAACACAUGAAUGACCAGAGGGAGCGAGAAGAAUUGGAACAGGCAGAAGAAAUAAGAAAGAAAGCUUAUGAUGCAGAGAUGGCUCGCUUGGACCGAGAGGCAAAAGAGCGUGAACGGCAGAGACGUGUAGAAGAACACAAAGAGAUUCAAAAGAAGCAUGCCAUGGAGAAAAUUGAACAGCUGAAAAAAACCGAGAUUGGCUCCAAGGUUCUACAAAAUCUGGAUGAAGAGGACUUUGAGAAACUUGAUGUUGACGAGAUCAUGCAAAAACAACUUGAGCAGCUGGAGAAAGAAAAGAAAGAAUUACAGGAACGUUUGAAAAGCCAAGAAAAAAAGAUUGACCACUUUGCUCGUGCCAAACGUCUUGAAGAAAUACCCCUGCUUGUUGACCAGUACGAUAAAGAAAGCUCAGAAGCCAGAUCAUUUUGGGAGCAUAUGGAAGAAGAAAGGAUUGAGAGGAUGAAGGCUGAGAGGAAAAUGGCUCUAGAGACUCGGGUUCGUCUCAGUCGCAUGGUUAAAGACAAAGAUGAUUUCCUUAACAGACUCAAGGACCAGAGGAAGGAAGAGUUCAAGAAAAAGUUGCAAGAAUUUGAUGAGAAAAUAAAGGAGGAACGCAAGAGACGUAUCAAAGAGAGAAAAGAGAAGAGGAAAGAAGAGAGGAAAAAUAAAUGGAGAGCAGAAAAAGAAGAGGCUGAACAGAAAGCCAGAGAUGAGGCUCUAAUUAGAGAGCGAGAGGAGAAGGAGCAAGAGGAGUUGGAGAAGAUGGAGGAAGAACGACGCGAGUACGAGUUGAGGCUCGCUAAGUUGGAAGAAAUGGAGAACAGACGCAAGGCCAGGGAACGAGAGAUUGAAGAGAAGGAGGCAAGGAGACGCGAAGAGGAAAGAGCAACUCAAAGCAGUUACAGGGAUGAGAGACCUGGUGAUCGUCCUUCAUGGAGGCCAGAGGGAGCACGUGAAGGAGGGGGAUGGCGUGAGAGGGAGAAACAGAGAACAGAAAGCUGGAAAAAAGAAUCUAGUCCUGUUAAGCAUCCAGACGACGAUAGAUGGGCCCCUAGCAGAGGUGGUAGACCUGACGAAGGGAGGGAUGGUUGGCGUAGCCGUGAGGGACGUGAUGAUGGUGAAAGAGAUAGUUGGAGAGGAGGUCCUAGGGAUGACCGAGCACCACAGAGAGAAGAACGUGGGUAUGAAAGAGGCCCAAGAGACAGUAGAGAAGGAUAUGGUGAUAGAGGUCCUAGGGAUGACCAUGAUAGCUACAGGGGCCCUCCAAGAGAUGACCGUGAUGGACCGCGAGAUAGACCUCCCCCAAGGGAGGAAGGACGCUGGGGUGACCGAGGUCCCAGAGAUGACCAGGAUGGGCCACGAAACUGGCGACGAGAAGAAAGAGGCCCAAGGGAUGAAGGAAGUGGGGGAUGGAGAGGAAGUCGAGGCGGUGACUCUGAAGGUGGAAGAUGGGGUUCUAGAGGAGGUGACUCUGAAGGAGGAAGGUGGGGAUCAAGAGGAGGGGAGUCCGAUGGUAGAAGGUGGGGCUCUAGAGGGGGAGAUUCUGAAGGUGGAAGAUGGGGUUCUCGAGGUGGCGACUCUGAAGGUGGAAGAUGGGGUUCCAGAGGAGGGGACUCUGAAGGUGGUAGUCGUUGGUCUAGAGGCGGUGAUUCUGAUGGAGGAAGAAGAGGAGGUGAUUCUGAAAACAGAUGGUCAAGAGGAGGAGACUCAGAGGGUGGAGGCAGAUGGGGCUCAAGAGGAGGUGAAUCAGAAGGUGGUCGAUGGGGGUCCAGAGGAGGAGACUCCUCAGAAGGGGGACAUAGGGAACGUGACUCUGAUGGUGCAGGUAGAUGGGGAUCUAGGGGUGGAGACUCGGAGGGUGGAAGCAGAUGGGGAUCAAGAGGUGGAGAUUCUGAAGGUGGACGAAGGGGAGGCGACUCGGAGGGGGGAAGUAGAUGGCGGCCAGGAACAGGAAGGGCAGGAAUGCCUCGGGACGUACGCCUGGAUGAUCCAAAUCCAGAAAAUAGACCACCCAGGGCAGAGGAUUCAAGGCGAGGAGAAGGAAGUAGGGCAACAAGAGAAAUCCCAUCCCCUGAAAAAGGUAAAAACCGUGGUGAUGGUGAGAAGCAGGAGGAUGGCUGGACAACAGUGAACUAUAAAUAGAGAACUACUAAACAUGACUGAAUAUAUACCAACAUUUCUUGACACUCUAUUUCUUGCUUCAAUAUUUUUGGAAAUUUGUGUUGAAUUCAUUAUUUAUUAAUUGUUAAGCAAGGUGUUUUGCCCUGAUGUGAUAACUGUAAAAGUUGUCACAGAUUUUUGUGAAAUGGAAUUAAAAAAAUUGGAAUUCAUUGAUUUUCCUAGCCCCAAGUAUAUUUGCUUUGAAAUAUACUUUGAUUAAUAUUUAUUAAAAAUUAAAUUGUUAUGCCUUAGAUUUGCCUCUAGGUAACAUUUCAUCUGAUAUACAAAAAUAUGAUUAUGAUGACAGUAAUGUGAAAAGUUUGUAUUUGUCAGAAAAAUGCAGGGGAAAGAACAUUUGAUUUCAAAAAUCACUCUGUUAAUUGUGCAUAUUGCUGCUUAUUUUUUGUGUAAAUAUAUGUUUCCUGAUUGUGUAACACAAGUUAUCAUGCAAUUUAUAAAAAUGCUUAAUUAAUGUUGGAUGAUACUGUCUAAAUAAUGAUUUAAUGCACAAAUAAAAUGACAUGUCUGGAAUUUAGAAUGAAUUGCUAAUUUUAAAAAAGUGAGGUAACAUCAACUUUUCUAAACUUUACAGGUCAAACAUAUUGAUAUUGCUAAAUGCAUAUAUAAUGUACCCAGAUGUUUGAGAGGUUUUAGAUGGUGUAUACAAGUUACAAUUACAUAUGGUAAUUACUCCGAAGGUAUGAUCUACUGUUACAACUGUAAUUAUGUAAAUUGUUUGUACAUGUAACAUCAUGAACAAAAAUAUUUGGGAUUUGCAUAUAUUUAGAUGAAAUUUUAAAAAUUUUUUUAAAUGCUUGAUUUUUGUCCUUGGAAUUCCUACUUCAGUAAUUUUUGUACACUCAUUCAAAUAACAGUGUGCUAGAAAUCAGUAUAUUAUACUGGGUUUUGCCUGGACGAAUCAGAAUUUUUCUUUAUAAUUUGUAUGUGUUUUGGGAUACAUUUAGUCCCAACAUUAUAAAGCUGAAUUUCUGGACUUCAACUUGUGCUGAUGAAAGACAGUUGUGCAGAGUAAUGGCGUAUAUGUUGUUUCAGGACUGAGGACACUUCAUGUUCACACCUGACAAUUGGAAACGGAUAUAUAUAGCCUUGAAUAUACUAAAAUGUUUCUAGAUGAAGGCUGUUUUGUAUAUAAGUGUGAUCAUAAGUGCUGAAAAAAUAAACCAAUGGUAAUAUUA